Messenger RNA from Saprolegnia parasitica CBS 223.65, 1678 nucleotides. RefSeq lists its product as hypothetical. The record is from RefSeq and is a predicted model, not a curated record. Lineage: Eukaryota; Oomycota; Saprolegniomycetes; Saprolegniales; Saprolegniaceae. The transcript is spliced from 7 exons. Bases 20 to 1678 code for a protein of 552 amino acids.
UGAACCGUCACGCGUGGCCAUGGCCUUUUCCGAGUGGGACGCGCCGUGGAGCGAAGGCGACGAUGACGACGACGACCGCCUGUCCUGGAAGAGUCUCUGCCUGAGCGAGUACAAGCCGAUCCGGCGCUACGACCCGUUUGCUGCGGCGGCUGAAGCGGUCCGGCAGGCCGAAGCCGCGCGCCGCGUGCGGCCUCCGAGCGCACGGGCGCCGCUCGAGGCAGAACUGUCUUGCAGCUCGCAAUGGGUCUACCCGGAACGCUCGCCUUCCAUCGAGUCGAGUGCGCAACUUUUGCUGCCUCGUCCUCGCUCGACCAUGGCACCGCCGCCACCGACGGUUGGCGUUCGCUCACUCGAGCGCGACGAGUCGAGCUUUGACCGCGCAGCGCUGGAGAAGGAACUUCAUGUUUCGAAGACAAAAACACUGGCACUCGAGUCGCAAGUCGAGACGCUACUGCGCCAAGGCGAAGAUGCUCGGCACGUGACAGCCCGGGACAUGGCGUCGCUCGAAGAGAAGGUCACCCACGUCGAGGCGGCGUUAGCAGCCAAGGUAGCCGAGCUGCAGUUAGCCAAGAUGGACGCGGCCAGUGACAAGAAGCGCGUGACGAUGUUGGAGGCCCAGCUCCAGGCACUGCGACAGACGCUGAACGACACGGAGCGUAGGGUCAGCAGUGACGCCGAUGCACUGGCGGCGAAAUCCACAGAGCUGGCGACGGCGCGAACCAAGCUGGAAAGCGUCCAGUUUGCGCUGGACGAGUGCAAGGCGACGUUGGUAACCACAUCGACCGAGCUGGAGCGCGUCCGAAAAGACUAUACCAAAGUGGUCUACGAGCUCACGCAGCUGCAGCGAAGCCAAAGCCAAAACACGGAGACGUGGCGCACGACCAACCAGAUUGCGUUGUUGACGCAAGAGCGAGAUGAUCUGCUACAGCAGCUGCGCCAGACAUCUGCGAUGCAUGCUCGGCACCAGGCUGACGUUGCGGCCAGAGACACCCAGCACUCGCAGCAGCUCGAACGACUUCAAGCGCAGCAGCGCACCUUCGACCGGCGUGACGAUGUUGGUCCGCCACCAUCGAGUUGGGAACCAGCCUAUGUCGAGUCGUCGCUCUUCCCGAACGCGAUCCGCAUACCAGAUGUGCACGGGCAAGGAUUCCCUGAGACGGAACGGCGCCCGAGUGCUGUCGUCGAGUCGUACAACCAGAUGCUGGCCGACGCCCGUCCGACCACAUCACCGACAAAGGAGCGCAUGACGCGACGCAGCGGCCCCGUGUCGCUGGCGGACCUCGGCUACGGGGAUGCCCGGCGGUCGAUGCCAACAACUGCAGCCUCCAUGAGCAAGGUGGAGCUGAAUGGCUCGAGCAACAUUCGCAACUUGCUUCAUUAUCAAACCAGUACCGAAGAGGGUGGGGACAUGCGUCACCGCAGCGUGAUCGACAUGGAGCUCAGUGCACCGUACGCAACCGAGAAGCAGUCGCUGCAAAAUGACGUCAUGUACAAGCGCCAGUUGGAGCGAAAGCUCCUCGACCUCAACCUUGAAAAAGAGCAGCUCCAGGCCGAGUACGCCAAGCUCGAACAGUCGGCCUCGAGGACGAUCGAUGCACGCAGGCGCAAGUCUAAUAUCGAGUCGAGCCUCUUUGGUCUUGACAAAGCCAUCAAUCAGCUGCGCAUGCAACUACGCUAA